Racocetra persica is the source of this 698-nucleotide messenger RNA. Lineage: Eukaryota; Fungi; Glomeromycota; Glomeromycetes; Diversisporales; Gigasporaceae. The record is from the annotation of a GenBank genome assembly.
AUUAUUGCUACUAUGACUACUUUUUUUACUUCUUCAAACACUACUACUCAAAUUGCAGAAAACAAAAUUAUAGAAUUACAAGAAAAAUUAAAUGAACAAAAAAAAUUAAAUGAGCAAUCUUCAUUGAUUAAUAGUAAUAUUGUACCUUUGGUUUUGCGGCCUACACAAGAUAAUAUAGAAGGAUUUUUUAUUUCAAAAAUUUCACUUGCAAAAGUUUUUAAACUUAAUAACAAGACUAUUUGUGAAGUUAAAAAGACUUUUGGUUUACUUUUUGAUAAUUAUAAUAUACCAAAAAAUUAUACUAUAUCUAAAAUUAAUCCUGUGAUGAUAAAAAAAUGGCUUGCAAUUUUACAUUCUCAAUAUAAGGAAUAUUUUGAAGACAAUAUAUGGGUAUAUGAAGAAAUUAUAAAACAAGUUAUGCAAGAUUAUAACAAAGUCAAUAUGGAUAUGAAUAUUGAGGAUGAUUAUAGUAAUACUCGAGAAAAUUAUGAAAAUACUAGUCAUAUUUUAAAUAAUGAUGAGAUCAAUGUUAUUAAUACAGAUACUGAUGAUAAUAAUAGUGAUAGUAACAAUCAAGAAAAUUAUGAAGAAAUUAGACAUAUUUUAAAUAAUGAUACUAGAUUAGAUGAUAUGAUUACAAGUAGUAAUAAUGAAAACUUAUUACCAUCAUAUGAUGAAUUUUUUAUUAAAAGAACCAA